Lathyrus oleraceus (garden pea) is the source of this 1265-nucleotide messenger RNA. RefSeq names its product protein LOW PSII ACCUMULATION 1, chloroplastic. The coding region runs from base 103 to 1074 and encodes 323 amino acids. NCBI's taxonomy places the organism in Eukaryota, Viridiplantae, Streptophyta, Magnoliopsida, Fabales, Fabaceae. The record is from RefSeq and is a predicted model, not a curated record. The transcript is spliced from 4 exons.
AAGACCAUAAUCAUCCAAAUAAGGAUCAGUUAUUUCACUACUUUCACUCACCUUCCUCGGAGUCAUGGCAAAGUACUGAAACAUUUUCCUAAGAACCGAACCAUGGCAUUAACAGCGUUCGGUUCUGCGAUCACCAACACUUUGUUUCUCACUCAUCUCCCAACAUCACCUCGUACUAGUUUUAUGUUCACUACCUCAACUCUCAGCUAUGGUCACACUCUCUUCUAUUCUCACCAAAGAUCUUCUGUUGCCACUAUUGUUUGUUCUGCUUCCAAUAAACCAUCUAAUUCUCCUCAAAUUAGCUCUACAGCCAAGAUAAGGAGCGAGGUUCUAUCUCCCUUUCGAGCUGUUAGAAUGUUCUUUUACACCGCUUUUAUCGCAAGUGCUUCUCUUGGAACAUUCAUAGCAAUCACACAACUAAUUGGCGCAUUGUCUAAUCCAUCAAGAUCCUCCGAAGUUCCUGAGAUUCUCAAAGGUCUUGGAAUCGACAUUGGAGCAGUAUCUUUGUUUGCUUUCUUGUACUUAAGAGAUAACAAAGCGAAGAAUGCACAAGAGGCUCGGCUCUCUCGAGAGGAGUUUCUGUCGAAUCUUAAGCUCCGUGUGAACGAGAAGAAGAUCAUUCCUGUUAACUCGUUGAGAGGAAUUGCGCGACUUGUAAUCUGUGUUGGACCAGCUUCCUUCAUAACUGAGUCUUUUAAGCGCAGCGAGCCUUUUACAGAAAGUCUUUUGGAUAGAGGAGUGCUUGUUGUUCCCUUUGUAACGGAUGGGAAUUCGCCUGUUUUGGAGUUUGAGGAAACGGAGGAGACCGAGGAAGGGAAACAACCUGCCACCAGAAGGAAGCGACUAUGGCAGCUUACUCCAGCUAUCGUUUCCGAGUGGUCCGAGUGGCUAGAUGAACAAAAGAAGAUGGCAGGUGUUUCCUCUGAAUCUCCGGUGUAUCUAUCUCUACGCUUGGACGGUCGAGUUCGUGGAAGUGGCGUUGGAUAUCCUCCUUGGAAUGCUUUGGUUGCACAAUUACCACCAGUAAAGGGAAUCUGGACUGGCCUACUAGAUGGCAUGGAUGGUAGAGUUUAGAACAAGUGAAUUUCUAGGUUUUUUCUUUUCUUUUUCCUCAAGUUUUGUUUCCCUAUUGUAUAGUGGAUACUCUAUCAAACUUUUACACCUUGUUUUUGCCUUUGUCUUCUUAUGAGUUGAAUAUUUUCCAAUUUAAAUAAUAUGUAGAUAUUGUAGAUGACUAUUUGCUGAAAAAUACACCAUUAGUUUAA